CUUCAUUCCCAAUCUCAUUGAAUUUAUAUUGAUCUCCAAGCGUAACGGGGAUUGGGACAUUUUAAAUACAGAGACAAGCUCCAGAACGACGUAGUUCCAUCUUUCCCUGUAUAAAGUCGCUCUGUCUCCGUCUCCGCGUCAGAUCUCAGUCAAAUUCCACUCCGAUCUCCUUUCUCAAAUCCUGGCAAUGGCGAGUCGAUUAACCCUUCUACUCACACUCAUCUCUCUGCUCCUCUUCGCUCUAUACUCCACCCCAAUUCUCUCCUCUGCCACAGCAGCCGACGAUGACGAUGUUGAAGACCUCAGCUUUCUUGAGGAACCCGAAUCCGGCGACGCCGCGCCCGGAAACCACCCCGACUCUGACGACGAGUACUUCGAUGACGAAGAUGACGAAUUUGGGAACUACGACGACUUCGAUGCCCCCUCUGAUUUCAAUCACCAGGAAGAGGAGGCGGCUGAGGUUGCCGGGAUCGAUGAGACGGACGUCGUCGUUUUGAAGGACAGCAAUUUCAGUGAUUUCGUGAGCGAGAACAAGUAUGUGAUGGUGGAGUUCUACGCGCCGUGGUGUGGGCAUUGCCAGUCUCUGGCGCCGGAGUAUGCGGCGGCCGCCACCGAGCUGAAGACCGAGAAUGUGAAGCUCGCCAAGGUGGACGCCACGGAGGAGAACGAGCUGGCGGAGACAUAUGAAGUUCAAGGAUUCCCUACUUUGUAUUUCUUUGUUGAUGGGGAGCACAACCCGUAUUCUGGUCAGCGUACCAGGGAGGCUAUUGUGACCUGGAUUAAGAAGAAAAUUGGGCCUGGUAUUACCAACAUAACAACAACAGAGGAUGCAGAGCAUAUAUUAACAUCUCAGGAUAAGGGUCCCGACAGCGAAGAGUUUGCUGCUGCAUCGAAGCUUGACGAUGAUGUCAACUUUUACCAAACUGCAAAUCCCAAUGUGGCAAAGAUGUUUCACUUGAAAGUUGAUGUUAAGCGCCCUGCUUUGGUUUUGCUAAAGAAAGAAGCAGAGAAAGUGACUCAUUUUGAUGGGCAGUUCGAGAAGUCUGUAAUAGCUGAGUUUGUUACUGCUAACAAGCUUCCUCUAGUGACCACAUUCAGCAGAGAAAGUGCACCGUUGAUAUUUGAGAACCCAAUUAAGAAGCAACUUUUGCUCUUUGUCAAAUCGAAUGACUCAAUAGAAGUAUUGCCAACAUUCCAAGAGGCUGCAAAGCAUUUCAAGGGAAAGAUUGUCUUUGUACAUGUGGAAGUUGAUAAUGAAGAAGUCGGAAAACCUGUAGCAGAAUAUUUUGGCAUCACUGAGGAUGCUCCAAAAGUUUUGGGGUAUGCAGGAAGUGAUGAUGCUAGGAAAUAUUUUCUUGAUGGGGAAGUUACACUUGAAAACCUUAAGGCAUUUGGGGAGGCUUUCCUGGAAGACAAGCUCAAACCAUUCUAUAAAUCCGAUCCUAUCCCUGAAACAAAUGAUGGAGAUGUGAAGAUUGUUGUCGGGAACAACUUUGAUGAUAUUGUUCUAGAUGAGUCCAAAGACGUUCUCCUUGAGAUAUAUGCACCAUGGUGCGGGCAUUGCCAAUCUCUUGAACCAACAUACAACAAGCUCGCCAAGCACUUGCGUUCGGUCAAAUCUCUUGUUAUAGCCAAAAUGGACGGUACCACAAACGAACACCCAAAGGCAAAGGCUGAUGGUUUCCCCACGAUUCUCUUCUUCCCAGCAGGAAAGAAGAGCCUUGACCCCAUUCCUGUAGAUGCCGAUCGGACAGUGGUUUCAUUGUACAAGUUCCUGAAGAAACAUGCGUCAAUCCAUUUUAAGCUUCCGAAACCAGCUUCUUCCUCAGUCAACGAAGUCCCUGAGGCCCCAAUUAGUGAUGUGAAGGACGAGCUAUGAUGACCUUAACUACAAAGGCUGUUUCUCGGCAACUAUAAAGGCGAUUAUACUAAUUUUAAAAUGAGAGACGGGAUAGAGAAAAUGAUAUAUGGAAGGUGAAAAUUUAUCUACAUCUUUUUUUUUUGCUUGGUGUUUGGUAUGCAGAGAAUUGACUUUGUAGCUACUUACAAUGAACAUCGCUCAAAUUGAAGUGAGACAAAUAAACAUUAAAUUUUUCUACUCAUUUACUAUUCACCGCCCCCCUAUUACUACUUACCGUCCCUC
This is a messenger RNA of Striga asiatica, 2143 nucleotides long. Lineage: Eukaryota; Viridiplantae; Streptophyta; Magnoliopsida; Lamiales; Orobanchaceae. The record is from the annotation of a GenBank genome assembly.